GAAAGGAGGAGGAACCGAUGGUGAAAUAAUAAUAUAUUUUAUAAUGAAGAAAGAAUAAAAGUUGAAAAAUAAAAAGAUGCGAGCACAGACGGUGAUGACACAGUGGUGCACAAGAGCAGCAGCGUGUGGGCAAUUGAGGAUGAGCACUAACACUAACACUCCCAAACACGACGAUAUCGACGCCAUUUUCAAACAAAAGCGCUUACUUCGAACGCAGGUCAGAAAAACCCUCAAGUCCAUCGAUCCCUCCCUCAAAUCCCACCAAGAUAACACCGUUCAAGACAUAGUUUUGGGAGCUCCGUGGUUCAGAUCCAGUCGCAGGUUGUGCGCGUACAUAAGCUGCGCUGCUCUUCGCGAAGUCGACACUUCAAAAAUCUUGUCACAGAUUUUGCAACAUAAUAGUACUACUGAUGGAAAAAAACUUUAUGUGCCACGCGUGGAGGAUAAGAAUAGUCACAUGCGUAUGCUUCACAUAUCGCGAAUUGAUGAUCUCAUUGCAAACUCAAUGGACAUACUAGAGCCUACUCCGGUUGAUGCUGAUGGAAAUGCGCGUGAAGAUGUUAUGCAGGCAAAUGAUCCAGUUGAUUUGUUCCUUUUACCUGGACUGGCAUUUGACAGAUCUGGAAGACGUUUAGGUCGUGGUGGAGGUUACUAUGAUACCUUCCUGAAGAAUUACCAAGACCUUGCAAAGACGCGUAAUUGGAAGCAACCCUUGCUUGUUGCACUGUCAUAUUCUGAACAAAUACUGGAUGAAGGAGUAAUACCAAUGACUUCAUCUGAUCUUCCAGUUGAUGCUCUGGUAUCUCCAGAAGGUGUGAUUCCCAUCAGUACAACUGCCUUAAACAGCAUGGAUCUCUGACACUGGCAGUGGACUUCACAGCUGAUCCUGAACACUUACAAUAGUGUAUCUUCAAUAAAAUUUUGUGGUUUCCAUUAGUGUACAGCACUAAAGGAUUUGGAUCUGGGGUUUUGUGUAACAAGUAAAGGUUAACCAAUUCAUCAAGUGACACUGGACUGCCUUGAAUGAUUGCGUCCACCAUCCUUGACCGAUUGGAUGUUUUGAUACUCAAAUCAUUCAUCUUAAGUACAGUAUGCUUUCUGUAAUGUUUGAACUGUGUGAAGUUUGAAGUUAAACUUUCCUAAAGCACAUGUGUUUCAGCAAGAAUGACUAUGCUUUAACUUCUUGUACGGUUAUACUUUUUAGUGUUUAUUGGGCUAGCGAGAUUUCCUGAAUGUCACGUUUCUUGGUUCAAAACCUCGAAUAUAUCUUGUUUGCCUGAAGAGUCUCAUCAUCCCAUAAUGAAAGGGCAGGGGGAGUUAAAUGCCAUUUCAGAGCUAGGUGUGUGUGGAAAAAUUUGGACAUUUAAUAGGUGUGAUGUAUAAUUUGUAAUGUGUGGAAAUUGAACUUUAUUGGAGUUGACCAACGAUUCACCAGCAAAUGAGUUGAGAAUUACCUUACCCAUACGCCGUUUAUAUUUGGGAAAGGUGUGUUAGUUGAAUUUUUAGUCAGUGUGCUCUAAUUGUACGAUAAUUAUCUUACGGACUGGGGAUUAGUUAUAGGUACUGUGGUGAGAAACUUUUAUCCACGCUAUUCUAUGGAUCAUUUUUUCUUAA
Messenger RNA from Glycine soja, 1614 nucleotides. RefSeq names its product 5-formyltetrahydrofolate cyclo-ligase, mitochondrial-like. The record is from RefSeq and is a predicted model, not a curated record. Bases 77 to 859 code for a protein of 260 amino acids. Gene Ontology annotation, biological process: tetrahydrofolate interconversion; folic acid-containing compound biosynthetic process. Gene Ontology annotation, molecular function: 5-formyltetrahydrofolate cyclo-ligase activity. Gene Ontology annotation, cellular component: mitochondrion. The transcript is spliced from 8 exons. NCBI's taxonomy places the organism in Eukaryota, Viridiplantae, Streptophyta, Magnoliopsida, Fabales, Fabaceae.